Carassius carassius (crucian carp) is the source of this 3162-nucleotide messenger RNA. RefSeq names its product ankyrin repeat domain-containing protein 13D-like. Lineage: Eukaryota; Metazoa; Chordata; Actinopteri; Cypriniformes; Cyprinidae. Bases 873 to 2747 code for a protein of 624 amino acids. The transcript is spliced from 16 exons. Gene Ontology annotation, molecular function: protein binding. The record is from RefSeq and is a predicted model, not a curated record. Gene Ontology annotation, cellular component: cytoplasm.
AAUGAUGCUUGUUAUAACUGGGUUGAAAUUGAGGUCAUGAUGCAGUCUGAUUUCAGGCAAGUCUCUAAAUUGAGCAAAUGACAUUAUCUGAUCUCAGUUGAGUUUAUAUAUUCUGUACCAGCUGCUGUCUGCUGACAGAUGAGUUGCAUUCAGCCUCCAUACUGCACAGCCAAGACAAUCCUGCAUCCGAUGCAUUUCUCACAUCAACCUGGAUGGAAAUUAGGCCUCCGCUUGCUUUCUGCAGUGGGUUAUCUGCGUUUCCCCAACAGUUCAUUACAGCUCGGUCGGGAUGUAAUGGAUAGAAGUCCUUUUCCCUGUCAGAGGAUAGUGAGGACAUCAUGUGUCAGCGAGCUCCAGCAGCACUAGCCUCAUGAUGAGGAGGAGGAUGAUGGGAAGCUAUCUGCUAACGCAACGAUGUUUUACUGCAAUUAAACGUCUAACGUCAACUCAUCCAUGCUCUCGAUUUUACCUCAUUUAACGGGACGCCGCUCAAUUUUACCGAUCGAUUUUCAAUCACUGUUUCCUUAAAGAGACGAUUUUAUAAAGACUUGCAGAAAUUUGGACUUAGCUUCGCUAGCUAAGCAGCUGUUGGCUUGACUGUCAUUGGAUAUUUUCAGCAAACGGGGGAUUUACAGCAAAAUAAGACACGGAUGCUGAUUGUCAAUGAGACAUCUGGAGUCCUGAGGGAAUGAAUUCGCUGAGCAGAUUAAAAGACACAUUUUAAUAAUAAUAAUAAAAAAUGAAUAGAUAAACGCUCGUGUAUCUAACCUUAUAUGUUUAGAUGACUGGCCACUGCCCAGCAAACAUUUAUCCGGCGACCAAAAAUAAAACUUAACCACGUAAACUAAGAUCUAAAAACCAACAUCACAGCAAUGGCUGAAGAGGCGUUUCCUUUGCAUUAUCUGGUGUGGAACAAUCAAUAUCUAGAACUGGACCGAGAGCUUCAGGAAAAGCAGCAUGACACAGGGCGGCUGGAUCCGCGCGGGCGCACGCCGCUCGAGCUGUCCGUGUGUCUCGGGCACCUGGAGUCCACGCGCGUGCUUCUGAGACACAACGCGGAUCCGGCGCACAGCAACACACAGGGAUGGACAGUUUUGCAGGAGGCAGUGAGCACUGGAGACCCUGAGCUUGUGCAGCUGGUUCUUCAGUACAGAGACUUCAAAAGAGCCACAGAGAGACUGUCUGGUAUUCCUGAGCUGCUGAGCAAACUGAGACAGGCACGCGAUUUCUACGUGGAGAUGAAAUGGGAAUUUACUAGCUGGGUUCCUCUAGUGUCGAAAGUUUGUCCAAGCGACGUGUAUCGUGUAUGGAAAAGUGGUUCCUGUCUGAGAGUUGACACCACUUUAUUAGGCUUUGAGCACAUGACUUGGCUUAAGGGCAGACGCAGCUACAUCUUUAAGGGUGGAGAGAGUGGGGCUUUGGUGAUGGAGGUGGACCACGAGAAGCAGGUGGUGUAUACAGAACCUCUGUCUCCACGGGAUGCUCCCUCUCUGCUCGCCGCCAUGCUGCCCUCGCAGGAGAACACAGCCCAGAGACUCACCUCUCCUAUAGUGUCCACUCAUCUCAACACACGCAACAUUGCCUUUGAGAGAAAUAUGUCAGGGAUUUGGGGAUGGCGCUCUGAGAAGACGGAGGCUGUCAGUGGAUAUGAAGCAAAGGUUUACAGUGCCAUUAAUGUGGAGUUAGUGACACGUUCUCGGACUGAGCACCUUUCUGACCAGGACAAAUGUAGGAGUAAAGGAUCUAGAACUCCUCUACAGUCAUUGCUUGGGAUUGCUGAGCAGCACAUCUCUAGUCCUGGGAGUCAGGUUUCUCAGUGCGCUAGUCCCCAUAACCCAACAGCUAUCACAGCGGAGGAGUACUUCGAUGAAGAGUUUAAUCUGAACGGCAGAGAUAUCGGGCGGCCCAUUGAGCUCACCAGCAAAGUGCAGAGGUUUAAGGCCACACUGUGGCUGAGUGAAGUUCAUCCUCUAUCGCUGGCUGAGCAGGUGACGCCCAUCAUUGACCUCAUGGCCAUAUCUAACGCCCACUUUGCCAAGCUGCGUGACUUCAUCAGCUUACGCCUGCCACCUGGCUUUCCUGUAAAGAUAGAAAUUCCUCUCUUCCACGUGUUGAAUGCUCGAGUGACAUUCAGCAAUCUGUGUGGCUGCGAUGAACCGGUCAGUUCUGUUACUGUACAAUCUCCUCAAGGAGCCACAGAGGCAGGUCAGACGCCUCCCCCUCUGCAGUGUGAAGUCGAUCCGUCUGUGUUUGAGCCUCCCCCAGAAUACACCACACUUGGACCAGGCCGCAGUGAACCGAUGAGGGAUGAGGAUGAUAAUUUACUCCAGUUCGCCAUUCAACAGAGCCUGCUGGACGCGGGAACAGAGAGUGACCAGGUGACCAUAUGGGAGGCUCUCACUAACACUCGUCCAGUUUCUCAGCCUCCGCUUUAUGAGGAGGACUCUCAGCUUGAGAGGGCGAUUCAGGAAUCUCUGUGUUUGUCGCUGGCUGGAGGAGAGAGUGGCGAGUCCGAUGCCCUCCUCCCUUUCUCCCCGUCUGAUCCCGCACUCAUCUCACCUCCGUCUUACAGCUCACUGACCGAGCCUCGGGCGCCGGGAGCAUUUGCUGUGGCCACCAGUUUUGAUGAACAGCUACGCAUUGCGAUGGAGCUUUCCUGCAGAGAACAGGAGGAGCUAGACAGGAAGAGGAGGGAAGAGGAGGAAGAGCUGGAGAGGAUACUACAGCUGUCUCUAACGGAGAAGUAACUGUAGCAUUGAUGUGGGUUUAACACAGUAAUUUAUUGGUUGUUUUUUUUUCUGCAAUGUUAAAUUAUUCUUCUCCUUGAUUCAUCGCUCUUUAUUUCUUUCCCAAAUUAAUAAAGAUGGAACAGAAAGAGGAAUCGGAGAGUGUGUGUGUGCCGCGACUGAAACGAUUUAUAAGCUAAUCAAAGAGCAUGAACGAUAUCCUCUCAGCUCCACUGUCUUUUGAGUGAUAAAAGGUCAACUUCAUUAGAUUAAAAUGUGAAUAUAAAUUAUGAACAUUGAUGACUAUGAUAAUGCAUAAAGGUAAAGUACUGAAAAUAUGAUUGCAUAAGCUAAUGAGUUUUCUUAUGGUGGAUGAUAAUAACAAGUAUUAAAGUAUUAAGUAUUAAAUGUUGUUACUCAAACACUUUUACAGCAA